AUGGAAAACUGCUCGCUGCUGAUGAGCAGGCUAAGGAGGGCAGUUAAGAAGCUAACGUUUCUGCUGAGCUUUAGUGUCAACCGGUGGAAUCUGGCUUCUGUUCUCGGCGGCGUUUCGACUUACGGCGGCAGGCGCAGGUUGAGCUUCCGCGACCGGCCGGGCCUCAGGGCCUGCACCUACGGAGACGAAGCGGAAACGGGUUCAGAUUCGGGUUCGGGUUCGGAUUCGGAUUCGUAUUCUGGGAGACUGGAACGAACCAGAAGCUCUCCCAUGGAAGAAGACAUAGAUAAGAGAGCAGAGAUGUUCAUAGCUAACUUCUAUCGCCAGCUUCAGAUUGAAAAACAAGUCUCCUUGGAACUCCAUUACUGUCGAGGAAAUAGCUUCAGUUCAGUUUCGCCAUGA
Molecule: messenger RNA, 402 nt
Organism: Malania oleifera
Lineage: Eukaryota; Viridiplantae; Streptophyta; Magnoliopsida; Santalales; Ximeniaceae
Exons: 1
Coding region: 1-402 (133 amino acids)
Source: RefSeq, a predicted model, not a curated record